Messenger RNA from Hymenoscyphus albidus, 1472 nucleotides. NCBI's taxonomy places the organism in Eukaryota, Fungi, Ascomycota, Leotiomycetes, Helotiales, Helotiaceae. The record is from the annotation of a GenBank genome assembly.
AUGUACUCCACACUCUUCAUUGUUUCUUUGGCCUCUUACGGCUUGGCUAUCCCACUUCUACCUCCAAUUGCUGGCGCGGGCGCUGCUGCGAAUGCUGGAGGAAGCAUCAAAGGUGUUCCUGUUAUAGACCGAAUUCUUCCUGCAGGAACGACAGUAGGUAAGUAGUCGAUUUGCACGAAAAUUCCACCAGAGCCACAUGACAUUCAUGUCCUUAGGGAUGAAAGUAUCGCUAAUCUCUCUUUGCAGGAUUUUCAACCGAAAUCUCAAUUCCAACGGACCUCGCACGUAUCGGAAGACCAUUGGGUGAGUUUCCGAGAUAACUCUAUCAUUUCAAUUCUUUUCAAGGGCGUCUCGGCUAUCAAAGAACGUGGCUGAUAUAUAAUAGACCCAGCUCUCCCAACAGGCCUUCCAUUGUCGCUUCCAACUGGCCUCCCCAUAGCUCUUCCAACGGGUCUCCCAACUGGCCUCCCCUUAGCUCUCCCGGCUACUCUCCCUCUCGGUAGAUCCGCACCCGCACCAGCACCCGCGCCGGUACGCCAAGGGCGAGUUGCAAGCCCCAACACAGCGGGUAAGUGACCCAACUAUCCCAUUACUUCUUACCAUACUUCUGACACGGAUCUAGUCGCCGAUGCCCCAAUUCAACCAAUGACGGACGCAAUUGGAAGUUUCGCCGCUACUCUACAAACAGUCAGGGACCUUCUGAAUCAACUUUUGGUAGCCACCACUGUCGUUGACAUCCUACGCCUGGCAAACCAAGCAAAGGCAGCUAUCGAAGCAGGCCUUGCUGCACAAGUCACUCUUGGGGGUAUCACUGCUAGGGCUGGAAUUGGAGCGAGUGCUCACAUCGGAAAACGAGCCUUGCCAGCGGUUCCAGCACAGGAUGUUCUCCAAGCAGUUUUGGGUGGGAUCGUGGCAAUCAUCGCCAAUCCAAAUCCAGCUACCGUCAGAGCCAGAGUUGAAGUUUUGAUUAGUGCUUUGUAAGAAGAGUUGCGGGAAAAGUUUGACGGGUCUUUUGCUAAUCAGAAUAUAGGCAAACACAGGUCUUACCAGCUGCGGGUGAGCUGAUUGGCGGUGCCAUAGGUGUUGUGCUCGGUCUCGGAGGCAGUGUUCUUAACAUUUUAGGCGGCGGUGGUGCUGGGGGACUUGGAGGUUUAACUGGUGCUGCGGGGGGUCUCACCGGCGCAGCUGGAGGCCUAGGAGGUCUUACAAACACCGCUGGAGGUUUGACUGGCGCUGCUGGAGGUUUGACUGGCGCUGCUGGAGGUUUGACUGGCGCUGCUGGAGGGUUGACUGGCGCUGCUGGAGGUUUGACUGGCGCUGCUGGAGGUUUGACUGGCGCUAAUGGAGGCCUCACUGGCGCUGCCGGUGGACUUGGUGGCCUCACAAACACUGCUGGAGGGUUGACUGGCGCUGCCGGCGGACUUGGAGGUCUCGCAGGUGGGUUGGGAGGCCUCGGUGGCAAAGGAAAAUAA